Molecule: messenger RNA, 6353 nt
Organism: Psammomys obesus (fat sand rat)
Lineage: Eukaryota; Metazoa; Chordata; Mammalia; Rodentia; Muridae
Gene: Igdcc4
Product: immunoglobulin superfamily DCC subclass member 4
Exons: 22
Coding region: 1-3957 (1318 amino acids)
Biological process (GO): axon guidance; cell-cell adhesion
Cellular component (GO): axon; plasma membrane
Molecular function (GO): protein binding
Source: RefSeq, a predicted model, not a curated record
AUGGUGCAUAGCUUUAUCUCUGACACUGGGGAGAUGGAGGCAGCACAGGUGGAGACUCUUGAGGCCUUCCGCUUUCGGACGUUGGUGACACUGUUUGGGCAGUUUUAUGAAGUGUGGCCUAAUGAGGCUUUGAGGUUUCAAAAACUGCUAUUUGAGCGCGCCCUGUCUGCUUCCUGCCUGCGGAUGGAGAUCCAGGCCCCCAUCUGCUGCCCUAGCCACCAUGCCUGCCUGCCUGCCGCCACGCCCCCCACUGUGACGGUCACGGGUUCUGAAACUAUGCUCCCAAGGGAGCUGUUGCCCCAGGAGACAAUGGUCAAGCUGAGCUGUGACGUGGGGCCGCUGCAGGUGAUCCUGGGCCCUGAGCAGGCUGUGGUGCUGGACUGUAGCCUGGGGGCCGCCGCUGCCAGUCCGCCCACCAGGGUGACCUGGAACAGGGACGGAGGUGCUGUGCUGGAGCAUGACAACCUGCACCUGCUGGCCAAUGGCUCCCUGCGGCUGUCCUCGCCUCGAGAACCGGAGGACAGCGAUGGUGAUGAAGCUCUUGGGACCCGGAAGGUCGUUGAGGGCAGCUAUUCCUGUCUGGCCCAUGGCCCGCUGGGAGUGGUGGCCAGCCAGGUUGCUGUGGUCAAGCUUGCCACACUCUCAAACUUCUCUCUGCACCCCGAGUCCCAGACAGUGGAGGAGAACGGGACAGCACGCUUUGAAUGCCACACUGAGGGGCUGCCAGCCCCCAUCAUUACUUGGGAAAAGAACCAGGUGACGGUGCCUGAGGAGCCUCGGCUCAUCACCCUUCCCAAUGGCGUCCUCCAGAUCCUGGAUGUCCAGGACAGUGAUACGGGCUCCUACCGCUGUGUGGCCACCAAUUCAGCCCGCCAACGCUUCAGCCGUGAGGCCUCGCUCAGUGUGGCCCUUAGAGGGUCCUUGGAGGGCACCAGGGCCCAGGAUGUGGUCAUUGUGGCAGCUCCAGAGAACACCACGGUGGUGUCCGGACAGAGUGUAGUGAUGGAGUGCGUGGCCUCUGCUGACCCCACGCCUUUUGUGUCCUGGGUCCGACAGGAUGGGAAGCCUAUCUCCACGGAUGUCGUCGUUCUGGGCCGGACCAAUCUACUCAUCGCCAGGGCGCAGCCGCGGCACUCUGGUGUCUAUGUCUGCCGGGCCAACAAGCCUCGCACCCGCGACUUCGCCACUGCUGCCGCUGAGCUCCGGGUGCUGGCGGCCCCCGCCAUCUCGCAGGCGCCCGAGGCGCUGUCGCGGACCCGGGCCAGCACCGCGCGCUUCGUGUGCCGCGCGUCCGGGGAGCCACGGCCCGCGCUGCGCUGGCUGCACGACGGGGCCCCGUUGCGACCCAACGGGCGCGUCAAGGUGCAGGGUGGCGGCGGCAGCUUGGUCAUCACUCAGAUCGGCCUGCAGGACGCCGGCUUCUACCAGUGCGUGGCGGAGAACAGCGCGGGAACCGCGUGCGCCGCUGCGCCCCUGGCGGUGGUGGUGCGCGAGGGCCUGCCCAGCGCCCCGACCCGGGUCACGGCCACGCCGCUGAGCAGCUCCGCUGUGCUGGUGGCCUGGGAGCGGCCUGAGCUGCACAGCGAGCAGAUCAUUGGCUUCUCCCUUCACUACCAAAAGGCAAGGGGCGUGGACAACGUGGAGUACCAGUUCGCAGUAAACAAUGACACCACCGAGCUACAGGUUCGGGACCUGGAACCCAACACGGAUUAUGAAUUCUACGUGGUGGCCUACUCCCAGCUAGGGGCCAGCCGGACCUCCAGCCCGGCCCUGGUGCAUACACUGGAUGACGUCCCCAGUGUGGCACCCCAGCUCACCCUGUCCAGCCCCAACCCCUCGGACAUCAGGGUGGCGUGGCUGCCCCUGCCCUCCAGCCUGAGCAACGGACAGGUGGUGAAGUACAGGAUAGAGUACGGUUUGGGAAAGGAAGAAGAUCAAGUUUUCUCUACUGAGGUGCCUGGAAAUGAGACACAAUUUACGUUAAACUCACUUCAGCCAAACAAGGUGUACCGAGUCCGGAUUUUGGCUGGCACGGGAGCUGGCUAUGGAGCGCCUUCCCAGUGGGUGCAGCACAGAACACCUGGCACGCACAACCAGAGCCACGUCCUCUUUGCCCCUGCAGAGCUGAAGGUGAGGGCAAAGAUGGAGUCCCUGGUGGUGUCAUGGCAGCCGCCCCCUCACCCCACCCAGAUCUCUGGAUACAAACUCUACUGGCGUGAGGUGGGGCCGGAGGAGGAGGAGGCAGACGGUGGGCGCCCUCCAGGGGGCCGUGGAGACCAGGCUUGGGACGUGGGGCCCGUGCGGCUCAAGAAGAAGGUGAAGCAGUAUGAGCUGACCCAGCUAGUCCCUGGCAGGCUGUACGAGGUGAAGCUCGUGGCUUUCAACAAGCACGAGGACGGCUACGCGGCUGUGUGGAAGGGCAGGACGGAGAAGGCGCCCACGCCAGACCUGCCUAUCCAGAGGGGACCACCUCUGCCUCCUGCCCACGUCCACGCAGAGUCAAACAGCUCCACCUCCAUCUGGCUGCGGUGGAAGAAGCCUGACUUUACCACAGUCAAGAUUGUCAACUACACUGUCCGCUUCGGCCCCUGGGGGCUCAGGAAUGCCUCCCUGGUCACCUACUACACCAGCUCUGGAGAAGACAUCCUCAUUGGCGGGCUGAAGCCAUUCACCAAGUAUGAGUUCGCGGUACAGUCCCACGGCGUGGACAUGGAUGGGCCCUUUGGCUCCGUUGUAGAGCGCUCCACCCUGCCUGACCGGCCUUCAACCCCACCCUCUGACCUGCGCCUGAGCCCCCUGACACCAUCCACCGUCCGGCUGCACUGGUGUCCCCCGACGGAGCCCAACGGCGAGAUCGUGGAGUAUCUAAUUCUCUACAGCAACAACCACACCCAGCCUGAGCACCAGUGGACGCUGCUCACCACGGAGGGAAACAUCUUCAGUGCAGAGGUACAUGGUCUGGAAAGUGACACUCGCUACUUCUUCAAGAUGGGGGCCCGCACAGAGGUGGGGCCUGGGCCCUUUUCCGGCUUGCAGGCUGUGAUCACCCUCCAGGAGACAGUCUCAGACUCCUUGGAUGUGCACUCUGUCACAGGCAUCAUUGUGGGCGUCUGCCUGGGCCUUCUCUGCCUCCUGGCCUGCAUGUGUGCCGGCCUACGACGAAGCUCCCGCAGGGAGGCCCUCCCGGGGCUGCCCUCCACAACCACCCCUGGGAACCCAGCACUGUACUCCAGGGCUCGGCUCGGGCCCCCCAGUCUCCCUGCUGCCCAUGAGCUGGAGUCCCUCGUGCACCCUCACCCCCAGGACUGGUCUCCACCGCCCUUGGAUGUGGAAGACAAGGCGGAAGUCCACAGCCUUAUGGGUGGCAGCAGUUCUGAUUGCCGGGGCCACUCCAAGAGAAAGAUCUCCUGGGCUCAGCCAGGGGGGCCGAGCUGGGCAGGCUGUGACCUGCCCCAGGGUAGUGGUCCUAGGCCGCCUCUGACCCGUGCCCUGCUGCCUCCAGCCGGAACUGGGCAGACGCUGUUGCUGCAAGCUCUGGUGUAUGAUGCCAUAAAGAGCAACGGGAGAAAGAAGCCGCCCUCGGCAUGCAGGAAUCAGGUGGAGGCCGAGGUCAUUGUCCACUCCGACUUCAGUGCAUCCAAAGGAUGUCCUGACCUCCACGUCCACGACCUGGAUCCUGAGGAACCCCUGCCUUCCACCUCUGGUGAUGUGGCUCUGUCUCAAGGAGCACUCUGCCCAGGCAGGGAGCUGGAAGGGUACGAACAGGCAGCCAUGGGACCAGACCGGCUCAGCUGCUUGCCAGAGGCAGCCAGUGCCCCCUGCUCCGGCCCAGACCUCCAGCCCAGCACGGUGGUAGAGGACACCCCUGGGAAAAGCUGCCAGCCCAAAGCCCUGUGCCCUCUAGCAGUCAGCCCAAGCCUCCCCAGGGCCCCUGUCUCCUCUGCUCAGCUCCCCUGAGCAAAAGGCUGAUACGGCCCAGGGACUUGGCAUGCAGGGCCACACGUGUGUGAACUAGAGAUACCAACGAGCCGUGCGGAGCCUCUUAGCAUCCCUUGGCUGGGGUGGAGGAGAACGUUACUGACUCCCUAAUAUUCAGCACCACACGUGGAUUACUGGAAGAACUUGAGGCACAGCUCUGUGGGAUGGACCUGUAGGGGAGGGGGUUGGGCUGGGAAACCUCACCCUCUGUAGCAGUCACUGCGGCCUACCUGGCCCUCCAUGGCAUGAUGGUGUACUAGUGAUCAGUGCCAGCCCUUCAGCCAUAGCCUUGUCCCCCAGCCUUUAUUACACUCUGAGAGUGUCCCUGGUGCCGCGUCUACGAAGACAGCCCCAGCCCCUCUGCUGUCAGCUGGGCUGAGCGGAGUGCCAGUCAACUCCACAGGCCUACGCAGCAGUCUGCAGCAGCAUGGCCGUCACACCCCCGCCCCCACCCCUGGCCUCCUGAGGUUGGGAUGGCUGGGUGAGCCCAGCUCACCUCCCCUCUCCUUUGAGCAACUCGGUACCUAAUUUUGUAAUUUGGGAAGUGCCUGGUUUGGGAAAUCUUCUUUCUCUCCCUGUCGCCUCUUCUGUGCCCUUCAUUGUUCCAGUGAUCUGUCUCACGUCAUCUGGCUCCCUUAGCCUGGGGCCCUUCCCUUUCUUGUGACGCCUCUUGUUUCCUUGCUGCUGUUGCCCAUUCUGUCUGUCUCCCGUGCUUGUCCUAGUGUCACAUGUUUCUCAUCCCUGAGUUUAACCUAUGCACCCUUCCCUAACAACAUGACUACCUCAUGUCUGCUUCAGACCACAGUGUGACCCCCGAGUCCCCACGGCUCCCCUGCCAGCCCCCCUUGCUGGGCAGAUGACCCCCUCCAGGUAGAUCUGGAGAGGACCUUCUGGCUGCCCUGGCUGCUGCAUCCUUGGUAUCGAGAUGAGAAGGUUUCCUAUGGAAGAGAUGGCUCCAGGCUGCACCAGGGAAGCCUUGAGAAGGGGCAGGAGAGGAAACAGAGAGGCUGAAUAGCAUGACUGCCACCCAUCUGCACGGAGAAAUGGGCGCUUUUGCCAGGCAGGCUUGCGGUCCUGGCUCAAGCAGAAGGGAGGGAGGAGAGGGGAAUUACAGGAGCCGCAGUGACCCAGCUCCCUGACCCUCAAGCCUUGAACCUGUCUGGAUUCAGGGUGACAAAGAGUUUCCUCCAAGAUGCUAGAAGGGGAGGUCUUUGCACAGGAAAAGGGUGGCUGGUUCAUUUUGGUUUCUUCCUCUUUAAAUUAAAUCCAGAAAUCAUCUUACUACAUAGAGACAAUCCUGACUUGUAUUUCCUGGCUCAUGAAAGCAAUGGUAUCUAUUUGAAUUCUCACCUCAGCCAUGCUCCAGGAGUAUAGAAUAUGGGGUUUUUUUCUGUCUGACUGCACAUCUUUUUAUUUUAACGCCAGCACAUCAAGUGUUAACUCUGGCUUCUGGGCCAAAUUAGAAAUAGCCAGUCUAUCUGUUUUUUAAAAUGUCUUUCAGCAGAGUUACAGCCUCCUCAGCCCCUGAAAGCAUCUGUGUUUAUUACCCUCGUGUGUCACUCACGUUUGACACCUCACCUACAUUUCCUCCUCCUCCCCUCUUCAGCUAGCCUAUGAUAACACUAAAGAUUAUUAACGUUGGUUUCAUAUCUCGUUAAAGACAGGAUUGUCACUUGAACUACUUCUAUAGCAUUCAGAGUGGCCACGGCCAGCACCACUGUGUGUUUCUUCGUUGCUCUGAAGGUCAAAAGCCUCAUUUUAUUUUGCUGGUUAUAUUUUUCCCUUGCCUUGAAUGAAGCAGCCGUGUUCACAGUAGGCUCCUUCGUGCUUCGCCACACAGUCACAUCUCAUGUUCUUGUUUAACAAGCACUGAGGUUCUGGUUUAAAUUAAAUAGCCGCAAAUGAGACAAUUUAUAACCCAUUAGGUUGGGUGGAAAAUUGUUUCUCAAAAGCAAAUAAGUAAUAAAUCUAGUAUCUGCCUAUAACUCACAGUUGAUAAGAAAGUAGCCGUCACUCACUAGCAUUCUAUAUGAUUUGGCUUGUGAGUAACUGGGGAUGUUAGCUUUGUUUCUUUGUAGCAGCAGGUUUUAUUAGAAAAGAGUCAUUGGCCUUUUACAGGGUAUUAAUCCCUUUGUCGCUUGCCAUGGAUGCCUUAAGUUCCUUUGAGUCUCAUUUAAAAAAAUCUUCCUUUCCUUGAAUCAUGACAAGUGUACUCAAUACUUACAUGCUCGCUUAUUUACCCAUACUUAGCUUAUGCUGUAUUAUUUAAUUGUAUUUUCCAGAGUCAUGUUUUCUCCUUACAAAUAUGAUAUUCUUUAGUGUUACACUAAGGCAUUGAUUAUGUAUCUGUCCCUAUAAUGAAUUAAUAAACUAUU